Messenger RNA from Acyrthosiphon pisum (pea aphid), 373 nucleotides. RefSeq lists its product as uncharacterized. Lineage: Eukaryota; Metazoa; Arthropoda; Insecta; Hemiptera; Aphididae. The record is from RefSeq and is a predicted model, not a curated record. The transcript is spliced from 2 exons. The coding region runs from base 18 to 335 and encodes 105 amino acids.
UAAUAUCAUAAUAUAACAUGCUAAGACUGAUUUUAAAAAACUCUGUAAAAAGUUUUAAUUUAAUGAAAGUUAUUGGUACACAUCAAUCUACAAACUUUGCGACAAGUACAUUCAAGAGUAAUAACUUCAGUGACACAGGUUAUUGUUCUGAAACCAAGAAACCAAGAUACGCAGAUGAAUUUAUUAGACUUUCAUCGGUACGCUAUAAGCCGGAAAAAGUUUACACAAAACAAUGCCCAGAUUGUAAACCUAUCUGUAAACGUACACAAUUUCAAAGUUGUGACUUAACACUUAAGUGUCCUCACAUGUGUAAUGAGCAACAAUCUACAACUUAAAACAUCUUAACAUAAAAAUAAAUAGUAAUUAACCUGAA